This is a messenger RNA of Hirsutella rhossiliensis, 1545 nucleotides long. Its product is annotated as pyridoxal-dependent decarboxylase conserved domain-containing protein. Gene Ontology annotation, biological process: carboxylic acid metabolic process. Gene Ontology annotation, cellular component: cytoplasm. Gene Ontology annotation, molecular function: carboxy-lyase activity; pyridoxal phosphate binding. Bases 1 to 1545 code for a protein of 514 amino acids. The record is from RefSeq and is a predicted model, not a curated record. The transcript is spliced from 4 exons. Lineage: Eukaryota; Fungi; Ascomycota; Sordariomycetes; Hypocreales; Ophiocordycipitaceae.
AUGACCAUCUCCACCCCCAACCGACGUGGGAGCAACGGGGACGACGACGCCGCAAGCCCGGGGCUGCACCGGGCGGCUGAACUGGACGAUCUGCUCGGCGCCCUUCGACAGCUCAUCGUUCCCUACGUUCGCUCGGCCGACGACGCCGCUGCUCAUCGGGCAACUGGCACGCUUCCCCACGACGCCGAGGGCCGCCCGCAAAAUGUCCUUGUGCGUCUCUGCCCGCCAGACGACCUUGCCGCCAAGCUCGGCCUGACCCUGCCCGACCAAGGCCAGGGCAAGGACGGCCUGCUCGACGUCGUCCGCAGUGUCCUCGAGCACAGCGUCAACACCUGGGACCAGGGCUUCCUGGACAAGCUGUAUUCGAGCAACACGCCCGUCGGCGUCAUUUCCGAUGUGGUCCUGUCCGUCCUGAAUACAAACUUGCACGUCUACCAGGUCUCGCCGGCACUGACCAUCGUCGAAAAGGCAACGGCCCGCGCCCUCGCCCGCCGCUUUGGCUUCACCGGCCCCCUGGCCGGCGGCGUGACGUGCCAAGGCGGCAGCUCUUCCAACCUGACCUCUCUCGUCAUCGCCCGGAACACGCUGUACCCCGACUGCAAGUCCGCCGGGACCACCAAGUAUGACUUUGUCGUCUUCACCAGCGCCCAUGGCCACUACUCGGUCGAGAAGAGCGCCAUGAUCUGCGGCCUGGGGUCCUCGGGCGUCUGCAAAGUCCCCGUCGACGAGGCUGGCAACAUGAGGCCAGACAAGCUCCGAGAGCUUGCGUUGCGAGCAAAGGACCAGGGCAAGACGCCACUCUACGUCAACGCCACUGCCGGAUCCACCGUCAGGGGCUCCUUUGACCCCUUUGAGGAAAUCUCGGCCAUCUGCAAGGAGCUGGGCAUGUGGAUGCACAUUGAUGCCAGCUGGGGAGGCCCCGUCGUCUUCUCCGCCCACCAGAGGCACAAGCUGCACGGCUCUCACCUGGCCGACUCGCUGACCAUCAACCCGCACAAGAUGAUCAACGUUCCGACGACUUGCUCCUUCCUCCUCGGCCCGGACAUGCGAAUCUUCAACCGGGCCAACAGCACCGACGCCGGCUAUCUCUUCCACGGAAACGCCGACCACGACACCUGGGACCUGGCCGACCUGACGCUGCAGUGUGGCCGGCGCGGCGACAGCCUCAAGCUUGCCCUGGCCUGGAUGUAUUACGGCGCCGACGGCUUCGAGCGGCAGAUCGACCACGCCUUUGACAUGGCGUCGCGCCUGUACAGGCUGGUCAAGGAGACGGGCAAUUUCCACAUGCUCUCCAUCGGCCCACCGCCGUGCCUGCAGGUUUGCUUCUACCACGCGCCCGGCGGGAGGCUAUCGGAAGAUGCCGCCAGGAACACGAAGCAGACGCAGAGGAUGGUCGAGCGGCUGGUGCACCGGGGGUUCAUGGUCGACUAUGCCCCCGGGGACAAGGGCAGCUUCCUGCGGGUGGUUGUCAAUGUCCAGACGCUUGCGACGACGAUCCAAGGCUUGGUGCGAGCCAUUGAACAGGUUGCAACGGAAGCAAUGUGA